AACUUAAAUUAGAAAAAAAAUAAAAAUCCCGGGCGUAGCCCGGGUUAAUCCCUAGUCAUAUUUCUAAAAACACACUUUGCAAAGACCGUAUGAAAACAUGUCAUUAUAUUAGUGAUCUCCUUAUUAAAAAUAUUGUUUUAUAUUGUUAAGCAUCUUGUGUAAAGUUCUAGACCGUUGGAUAUGUUCUUAUAAUACAUUUUUUUUGUGCAACACUCUUUUAAUACAUAUAGAAAGAAAUAAGAGUCAUUUAGGUGAAUAUACAAAACAUAACCGGUAAUUGCAAAAUUAUGCAUAAUUUAAAAGUAUUUGCACAUAUGGUUAUUUGUUAAGCAUGAUCAGAUAAUAUUACCCUAAACACCAAAUGAUAAAGCUACGCUAUAAACAUGUGUAACAACAACACCUAUUGUGCAAAAUAUACAAACGAUGAACAAAAAGUCUUGCAAAAAAACAAAAGUGAUUAAACACAUCUGAUCAUCAAACACGAUGAACCACAACAUGAAAAUGCAGCUCUUACAGAACUGAAGUAUAUAUGAAGAGAUAAGUUAGUUUUUAAAAAGCAUGGUUUCUUACAUUCUAACUACUAUUCUUUGCCUUAUUUUCAUACGUAAAAGUAUAAUUACGAAGGAACGUGUAUGUAAGAUAGAUUGUAUCUUCUAUCAGAACUAGAAGUAAAAUAGGAAUAAGGACAUUUUGGGAUUAUGAAAUAUCAAACAGUGUUUUUCCAUAUAGGGUAACUAAUUUAGGUUUGUUUCAUAGGUAUCUAGUGCAAAUACCCAAGAAAUAAACAACAAAGUAAUUAAUAUAUAUAUAUAUAUAUAGUAUGAAUUUUUUGAACUAGCUUUUUUCAGUCUACCAAAUCUAAUACUCUGUAUGAUCAAGUCCUUAUACUUCCAUGCUCCCUUCGUAUUAUUGAUUUAAUUAUGGAUGACAAUGAGAGCUUUGUAUGUGUCAUAUCUGAUACUUUUUCACUAUAUUUAACGUGCAAAUCAUAUAAGCACUUCAAGAAAAAAUCACAGAAGUACUUUGUUUAGUGUGUCUAUAUAUCGACAUUUUAAAUUCACUAAUGUUUCUGUCAAAGUUCAGUUUGUAUUCAGACGGCAUAUCGACUAGGAUCAGUUAAGCCAUGCAAACAGAAGAAGGAAAAUAUCCCAUAUGUAACUAUCUCAGAACUCCUCACUAACUGGGUAACACAAAUCUGUUUAUUUGUCCAUUGGUAUGGCUGUCCUGUGAAGAACCUCCAAACACAUAAUGGCGUUUUCACAAUAAUGAUAAUUGUUAGUAUUAUAGUAUUAUGUACGUACGGUGGUAAAAAUUAUAGUGUCAUUAGCAUUUCCGUAAUUGGUAUAGUGUAUAUAUGGGGAUUGUACUCUUGCCAUAGUUGUGACGGCAUGCGUACGUACCAUAGUUGUUCAUGACAACGAUUUAAUAUUUUGUGGAAAUGUUGUUAUAGUAUUAGAUAGCGACUGCGUAUAAUAAUUCAAACUUAUCACAUAAUAUGCAUGUCGUGUGAUCAAAUGAAUGGUUUUACCAAAAAAAAAAUGAAUGGCGUGCAAAAUGUAAACUACUCCUAAUGGAGAAAAAGUGUAAUUUUGUCUGAUUAAAACGGUGGUUAGUUCUGGUUACUGAAAGUGACAAUUGCAUUCCGAAUCAUUCAAGCUCGAUCUAGCAAUCGUGGUUUAACGGAAAUUGAAGGAGAUCUAUGGUAAUAUACUAAUAUGUAUUAUAAUUUUGGUCAUACCUCUUUGAACAUCGAAUAUUCGAUUUAAUCGUAUAAAUAUAAACUUCGUUUUGCAUUGAUCAUAUCGUAACAGUAACGUCCACCAGAUGUAUCGCGUGUGAAUGUAAAAGGCUUUGGGAUUCGAUGGGUCACAUACAGACAAACGUCUUUAAGAACGCAGUCGUUCUAGAAUUCGCGGCCAUGACCAUUGACAUUUACCAUUUUUUCUGAUACUAAUUAUUGGAAAAGGUAAACGAUAUGAUAUUAUCUUUAUGAAACCUUAAAAUGUCAAAACUGUGGUAGCUCGUAGCUGUGAAAGAAUCAUUUUCAAUUUUAUUAGGGGGUUGACAAUAGAGGAUCGGAUCACUUCGAAUGUCGCCAUUUCCACUUGUGUUUCAGAAAAAAAGAGAGGUAGAUUGGGUUCUAAACAUCAAAAUUAAAAUGACUUCCAAAUUUUAGCAAAAAAUAAAAUAAAUUAAAAUGACUUAGAAUAGGAAUCUAAAGUUUUAAUUCGGGUAGUAUUGAAUCGAGAUUUAUUAUCACGAUUAACGUUAUACAAAUUAAAUGAUGAGAAAGUCUUAUGUUAGUUUUUUUUGUGAAGUAUGUGACUUUUCAUUAGAAACUAAUGACACAAGGGAUACAAAGGUUCUGCAGAAUCAAAUCCUACCAUCUAAGAAGCUUUUCAAAGCAGGGUGCCAAAAGAUCAACAAAUUUUUUUUAGUUGAGUUGGUAAGUCUUGUGUUAGUUUAUAAGUCCUAUGUUAGUUUGUAAGUCUUCUGUUAGUUACCAACUAAAAUCCAUUUUUAUAAAUUUUUAUCUGGUCGACGAGAUGAUAUAAAUUAUUUAUUUUAAAUUAAAGAUCGUUAGAUGCAUACAAAUGAGGCAUAUAUAUGUUCAUUAGAAACUUUUAUAAUUUCUACCGUCUAAGUUUUUUCUUGAUCAACCGUCUAAAUUGAACAAUUAUAUGUACGAACUCAUACGUUAUAGAAGAUUCCCAUACUGCCCCCAAAGAUAUACAAAAAUGUACUUUACGUAGAAAAUAUCUUCUUCUUUAGCAAUGAAGUCAAUCAACACGAAUAAGACCAGCUGUAAAUAGUUUGAGAGACAGAGUCGUUGAUAGGUUGUGUUCAAUAAACUUUUAAAACGAAAACGCAUUGCAACAAUAGAGAAAAAAAGUUUUGCAACUUGCUUUUUUUGUAUUCUUUUGCCGUUUGCAACUUGCUUGAUUUGUACGAGUAGACGAUUUUAACAAAGAAAAAUAUCAGAGGCCCAUCAAACUUUGGAAAACUUUCUAUCGUUCAUGGGCAGUCAGAAAAGUCAACAUCUGGAAGAAAACGUUUUUUGCUCUCUCACAUGUCAAAAUAUCAUAAACUUAUAAACCAAGUAAUAAAAACCAAUACCGCUUGGAGAAUAGUAUUUACCGUUAUUAUGCACCGUGUGAAGAUGAUCAGCCGCCAACAUAGACACACACGCUUUGUCUUGUUUCUUCUAUUACUAUGAAUUGUCGAACCCACUUCUUAGAAAAAACUCGAAUCUUUGUACGGACGCAUCUCAUGUUACAAGUAUUUUCACAUUGCCAAACCAAUAUUAAUAUGCAUUACGUUUAAACUUAAUACUUUUGAAUAGUUGUUGCUGUUGUCGUUGUUAAUGAGCUUCAUAUGUACGUUUUCUUUAGUACUACUUUUAAUCCUACUAUAUAAAAGGAACUAAUUUGAAAGCUCCUAAACUAUGCCACAUAAGCAUAAAUAUUCUCAUCCAACCAAACUUACAAGUCAGCUACUCUUUUACUUUUUAGUGUAUUAUAAUUCUCAACCAAAUAUUAAGAGCAAAGCCACCUCCUGCCAUUCUGAAUCUCCGUCAUAACGUUCCUCCACCAUUAAACCCCUAAAUUGCUAUAAAUUUCCUAUGGAAACCUACCUCUUCAAAUAUUCUCCCUCUCUUUGUCUCCUCCACAUUAAGCUAAUUAAUGGGAAACAUCUCAACAACGUCAGAAUAUUAAGAACAUGGACGGAUCAACUCUUCAGCGAGAUUUGAUUCACCUAUAACUUAGAGAUCAGACACUUACGGUUACAUGUUCUCGCAGUUGGGAUGCUUGAAAUUCUUCUCAACAAGUUGGCCUCAGGUAUUACUGUUAAAGGCAGCAGUAACAAUCUGGUUCCCUCUCGUAUUACAAACUUUCCCAGCUGUCUACCUUUCUUAAUAUUUUAAUACUUCUAAAAUAAUAUUUUCUUUUGUCCAAAUAAAGAAAGUAAUAUUUUCUCUACUUCAGUCUUCAGACUUGAUUAACGAAUCCAUGAUUCUGAAUUUGUUGUUCUUAAUUCACAUAAGUAAUUUCAGGAUGGAAAACAUGUGGCUUCUACAAAUGGCAUAUUACCGUUUUCCAGAUAACAAAAUAAUGAACUAGAGCAUUUUUUUUGUGGCAAAAAAGAUAUAUGAUUUCUCUAUUUUGCUUCUAUAUGGUGUUUUUUAGCUAGACGUUUUUUAGGAUAUGUUCAGUUAUUUAUGAAAUUCAGCUUAAUUUUUCUUUUUUUUCUCAGUUUGGUACGGUUCAGUACACCCGAACGUGAAAUGGUAUAAACUUAAUGCCGGCAAACCGACGUGAGAAGCUUCCAAAAGAGGAAUAAAUUGCUAUCCUAAGCCUCAUAGCAAACGACACCAGUCAACUUUUUUAAAAUUUACGUUACAGCUUUCUACGUCAAUUAAAUAGGCACACUCAAAUACUAUUUUCUCUUACGAAUAUUAAAUUCAUCAACAUAAUUUAUUAUUCAAACUUACUUUGGUUUAUAAAAAAAAGUGAUCACCGCUUCCAACGUCUUCGCAUUAUAAAAGAAACAAAACUUAACUUACACUUUCAGAAACUUUAAAACUCCCAAUUUUAAUUAAACUGUUCUUUAACUAACAUGUAAUCCGCGCGAAGCGCGGACAGGGGCUCUAGUUCAUAAUAACAAAUGAUUGUCUAGUUAACAGUUUGAAGAGUUCAUAUUUGAAAUGAUUAAAAGAUUUUAAAAACUCGAUGUAACUAAGUUUCAGAAUUAAGAUAAUCAUGCAGUAAGCCUAACAAAAUUAAGAUAAAAAUGAUGAACAAAUUGUAAGAAAAUUAGAUAAACGAGCCUUAUACUCUUCUGGUAUCUUAUUAGAACAGAAAGUGUGAAAAUGUAUAGUCAAUCAAUAAUCAUUCAGUUUGUAGCUAACUGUACAUCAAUUUAAUCUGUUUAUUAUUCGAAUUAGUUUUAUAUAUAACCAUAACAGCAUAAAACCUAAUACACACAAGAGCAUCUCCAAUUUCAUUUUUUUUUACUGUAAAAUUGAAUUUGAAGUAAAAUUUUCUCUAUUGUUAUUUUAUUUUAUAUUCUUACGUAGUAAUAAAUGAAUUUAUUCUAUAAAUGAAAUAAUGCAAUUAUUUUUGGUUUAUCACAAAUGUAUAAUGUAUUACUAUUCCAUUUCAAAAUGAAGUAAAAUUUGAACAUUGCCUUGUAACCGUCCACUCUUCAAAUCAACAAAGCAAAAAAAAUUCUUUAAAGCCAUUUAAAAUGUUGAUUUUUAAACAAAAGAGAAUCCAUAAGAAGUGUUGAUUACGCAGUCUUAAUUUUAACUAGAGAUUUUGUCCGGGCUACGUCCGGGGUUAUAUACAAAUAAUAUAUAUUUUAUAUGUAUACAAUAUAUUACAUCUAUGUUAUAAAAUAUAAAUAAUAAAUUUAAUUAAAAUGAGUAAAACUUACAAUUUGUUGUCUUCUACUAUCUAAAAUAUGUAUGGAAUAGUGAACAAUGUGAAAUUAAUAAAAAAAAUUUAAACCUAAGUUAUUCUCAAAAAUAUUUUUACAUAUUUAGUUUAUUAUAAAAUAUAUUAUUAAUCUCAACAUCACAUAUUUUUGUUAUAUGUGUUAUUUAUAUCAUGUGUAUGUUUUUAUAAGUCUCUUAUUUAAUAUUUUAUAAUAUUCACUGAAAAUAUGUGAUAUUGAGAUUAAUAAUAUAUUUUAUAAUAAACUAAGUAUGUAAAACAUAUUAUAAAAUAUAUUAUUAAUCUCAGCAUCACAUAUUUUUAUAUAUCUAUAUUAUAUAUUUUUUCUUAUGAUUAGAAUCUGUUUUUUUUUAAUUAUAAUUAGUAAAGCUGAUUUAAAUACUAAUUGAUUUAAAUAAAAAAACAUUUAAAAAUGUUUAUUAUAAAAUAUUUAGUUUUAUAUAUUUAUUUAAAUAAAACAACAUUUAAAUGUUUAUGUUUUACAUAUUUAGUUUAUUAUAAAUAUUUGAUGCAACGAUUUGAGAAUUAAUAUUUGAUGUUUAUUGUUUAUUUAUAAAACACGGAGAAAACAAUAUAAAGUUAUGUUAGUCAGUAAAAGAUCAUACCUACUUGUUGAAGAGCUGCAGUUCAAAGCCAAUACGGAGCUCCCUGUUUCUUGACUUCCAUAAGUGGAAUAAACUGAAGCGUAACUCUGAGUCAGAGAGGCUUGGUGUGAUGGCGUUGAAAAAUAGAGCCGCCGGAGACUUGGCUAGAGAUUUUGCCGGUUGAGUUUGCCUUGCAGGAGGACGUUUUAUGGAUGUUGUUGAAUGAGCUUGGAGGUCGGAAAGGCCUUUAUAUAGGAGGAGAGACAUGGGGAGUUAGAACGAUCAUAUCAAUUAAACUUAAAGGAGUUAAAGGAAUGUAAAAGAAAAUUGAUAGAAAAAACAGGAAUGGAGCCGUAUAUAAAGGAGGAAAAAAGGAGCUGAAUUGAAACCAUAAAGAAGUAGUAUUGAUGGAUCGAUUAAAACUCAGUCGAAAUGAUUUAAGGGGAAAAGCCGAAGUGGCAGAGGAGAAGAGAGAAGACGAAGUGGUAGAGGAGGCGAGAAGAGACACGCGACUUCAGCUCCGCGUCGUAGACCUAGGUCUAAUUAUUAGAUGAUCUAAAAGCUCAAUCCCAAAUCAAAAGAAGCUCACACAUAAGUCAAUUGAGAAAAAAAUUUAAGCCCAGUCCGAAAACGAAAUGUUCUGAUUGGAUGAUUAUUUAUGCUGACGUGGACAUGCUAGAAUUGGAGAUUAUUCCCUUUUAGUAUAGUAUAGAUUAUGGUCAAUAUGGUCUCAUGUGAAAACUGGCGUUCAGGGUAUGUGACGGUCACGUCUCAAGUCUCAAAGCCACGCGUCAGUAACCCACGUCGUCCGCUCACCAACUUUUACUCCUUCAGCUUCUCUAUAUAUAAUCCCAACCAAACUUCCUCUUCGUCUUCUUUUAUUUUUAAAAAUCUCACCAAUUUCAAACUUUUUUUCCCCUCAAAAUUUUCCCCCACACGACAACGAAAUUAAAACUCUUUAAAGAAAACACAAACCCCACAACAACUCCAUUUAUAGCUUUCUUCAUUUCUUUGUCUAAUCAAGAAAAUAUGGUUAUAGCUGCUGCAGAAACCAGUGGUACUCAUCACCGGAGACCCACUUUCGCUGCUUUCUUAAACACCGACGAAGAAGAACAGAGUCAUGCUACUGAUGUCAUCGAUCCUACCAGCACCAGCGUCAAUAACCAACAACUUCAAAGCUAUGCUUCGACCACGAGCGGCGAAUCGUCUCCAAACCAGGUCCCAUCUCCAUGGAAUCAGACAUACUCUCCGUACUACACCGACACAACAACGACGCCGACCAUGUCUCCAUCUCCAUGGAGCCAGACUUACUCUCCGUAUUACAAGUCUCCUUGGAUCUACCAAACGACCCCAAACGUAGAUGAUGAUUCAGACAACGGUUUGGUCGGUACGAUCGUGAGACAAGAAGGUCAUGUCUACUCGUUGGCUGCUUCAGGAGAUCUUCUAUUCACCGGAUCCGAUUCCAAGAACGUUCGGGUCUGGAAAGAUCUCAAGGACUUCGCCGGUUUUAAAUCAACCAGUGGUUCAGUUAAAGCGAUUGUGAUAACCGGAAAUAACCGGAUUUUCACCGGUCAUCAAGACGGUAAAAUCCGAAUUUGGAGAGGGUCUAAGAAAAGAACCGGAGUAUAUUCACGAAUCGGGAGCUUACCGAGUACGAAGGAGUUUCUGACCAAAUCGGUUAACCCGAAGAACUACGUCCAGGUUCGUCGCCACAAAAACGUUCUCAAGAUACGACACUACGACGCCGUUUCGUGUCUAAGCCUGAACGAAGAGCUCGGUUUACUCUACUCCGGUUCGUGGGACAAGACUCUCAAAGUCUGGAGACUCUCAGACUCGAAAUGCCUAGAAUCGAUUCAGGCUCACGACGACGCCGUCAACACCGUCGCCGCCGGGUUCGACGACUUGGUGUUCACCGGCUCAGCCGACGGAACUUUGAAAGUGUGGAAACGCGAGCUUCAAGGGAAAAGGACGAAGCAUUUUCUCGCAAACGUGUUGAUGAAGCAAGAGAACGCUGUGACGGCGUUAGCGGUUAACUUAACGGCGUGUGUUGUUUACUGUGGAACUUCAGACGGUUCCGUUAAUUUCUGGGAAGGGAAGAAGUAUCUUUCUCACGGCGGGAUUCUCCGCGGCCAUCGUAUGGCGGUGCUCUGCCUCGCCGCCGCCGGGAGUCUGGUGCUGAGCGGCGGAGCGGAUAAGAAUAUAUGUGUAUGGAGGAGGAACGGCGAUGGGACGCACACGUGUCUCUCGGUGUUGAUGGACCACGUGGGACCCGUCAAGUGUUUGACGGCGGUGGAAGAGGCGGAGAAAGAUGGCAACGAGGUAAGAUGGAUAGUGUAUAGUGGAAGCUUGGAUAAAUCGGUGAAGGUGUGGCGCGUGACGGAGACUACGCCUCCGGUGAUUGGCUGAGAUGCGUCGAGGAGGAAGAGAGGUUACGCGCAGUCUUAGCGCGUGGGAUGAGACUACGGAAAAAGAGAAUGUUCCGCCGGAUAUGUUGUUCGUGUCUUUGUGGUCAAGACAAGUUUUAUGGCCGGCAAAAGGAAGCAGAUCUUAAGACAAAUAAAGGACUGCCACGUCAUGAAAGUAUCUAAAAGGUUUAGAAUGUUUUUUUCUAUUUUAUUCGUUGCUUCAUUGUAAACUGUACAUAUUUGAAUUACGUUUGAUAAAGAUUAAAGAAACAUAAAAGGUGGGAAUGAUUCUGAUAUGUUCAGAGAAAGGGCAACUAACCUGUAUAUUAUUUCAUUGUUUUAAUAUCAAAGUUAUUUGUAUU
Brassica rapa (field mustard) is the source of this 8807-nucleotide messenger RNA. Its product is annotated as protein JINGUBANG. The record is from RefSeq and is a predicted model, not a curated record. Lineage: Eukaryota; Viridiplantae; Streptophyta; Magnoliopsida; Brassicales; Brassicaceae. Gene Ontology annotation, molecular function: protein binding.